CCGGGGCGGCACCACGCGGAGGGGGACAGCGCGGUCCCCGGCGCAGCCAUGAGGCAGCAGAGCGUGCGCACCGCCGCGCUGGUCCUGUGCAUCCUGUCCUACCUGCUGGUGGGCGCCGCGGUCUUCGACGCACUUGAGUCAGAGGCAGAGAGCGGCCGCCAGCGGCUGCUGGCCCAGAAGCGGAGCGAGCUCCGGAGGAAGUACGGCUUCUCCGCUGAAGACUACCGCGAGCUGGAGCGGUUGGCGCUCCAGGCUGAGCCGCACCGCGCCGGCCGCCAGUGGAAGUUCGCCGGCUCCUUCUACUUCGCCAUCACUGUCAUCACCACCAUCGGUUACGGCCACACCGCGCCAGGUACCGACUCGGGCAAGGUCUUCUGCAUGUUCUAUGCGCUCCUAGGCAUCCCCCUGACGCUGGUCACCUUCCAGAGCCUGGGCGAGCGGCUGAAUGCGCUGGUGCGGCGCCUCCUGCUGGCGACCAAGCGCUGCCUGGGCCUGCAGCGGCCCCGCGUGUCUACCGAGAACAUGGUGGUGGCCGGGCUGCUGGUGUGCGCGGCCACCCUGGCCCUCGGGGCCGCUGCCUUCGCGCACUUUGAGGGGUGGACUUUCUUCCACGCUUACUACUACUGCUUCAUCACCCUCACCACCAUCGGCUUCGGCGACUUCGUGGCGCUGCAGAGAGACGAGGCGCUGCAGAGGAAGCCGCCCUACGUGGCUUUCAGCUUCCUCUAUAUCCUCCUGGGGCUCACGGUCAUUGGCGCCUUCCUCAACUUGGUGGUCCUGCGCUUCCUAGCAGCUAGCACCGACGCGCCCGAGCGUGCUGUCCGCCGGGCCAGCCCGCUCCGCCUGGGGGCGCCCGAGAGCCGCGGCGGCCCGGCCCGCCCCGGGGGCUCCUCUUCCGUCUCCUACCGCGUCCACCAACUCGAGAUGUGGGCCCGCGACAACCUGGGCUUCUCGCCACCCGCGAGUCCUGGGGCUGUGGGCGGCUGCGGGGCAGGCAGGCCCCCAGCCCGUCGGAAGUCCAUCUGACAGCCCUGCCCUACAGGAGGUCCAUCCCAGAACGGAAGGUCUGGGUUUACCCAUCAGUGCACCGCUCUCCCCAGAGCUUGGAGAGGGGCGAGGGACCCGUGGCCGCAAUGCCAGUCUUCUGCCACGGCCCGGUUCUCAUUCUCUUCUGUGGC
Messenger RNA from Hipposideros armiger (great roundleaf bat), 1178 nucleotides. RefSeq names its product potassium two pore domain channel subfamily K member 15 (gene KCNK15). Gene Ontology annotation, cellular component: plasma membrane. Lineage: Eukaryota; Metazoa; Chordata; Mammalia; Chiroptera; Hipposideridae. The coding region runs from base 49 to 1026 and encodes 325 amino acids. Gene Ontology annotation, biological process: stabilization of membrane potential; potassium ion transmembrane transport. The record is from RefSeq and is a predicted model, not a curated record. Gene Ontology annotation, molecular function: outward rectifier potassium channel activity; potassium ion leak channel activity. The transcript is spliced from 2 exons.